Molecule: messenger RNA, 900 nt
Organism: Penicillium oxalicum
Lineage: Eukaryota; Fungi; Ascomycota; Eurotiomycetes; Eurotiales; Aspergillaceae
Exons: 1
Coding region: 1-900 (299 amino acids)
Source: RefSeq, a predicted model, not a curated record
AUGGCAAGUCUCAUGAAGAAGCUUCGCAGGAAGCGUCGGCUGUCAUCCGAACUGGACACUCGUUGGGGCGAUCCGUCGAUUAGCUAUCCAAACCAGGGGUCCUGGAAUCAGUGGGACCAGCCAUCGGGGUUUGUCGCAAACGCCUCUAUGGACACACCUCAUAACUUUCAGAGAAGCGAGCGGAAAGAUCACAUGCGAACAGACCUCCCGUCGUCCUACGAGCUAGGGCUUUCCAAUGAUUCGCAUUAUUCGAGUGCGACUGCGCGAGAUGAUCAGCUUCAUGCCAUCUCGGUCAUUCCGCGGGGGUAUUUCAACGAAAAUAUCCGACAUCGUGUCGACAGAGGUCGACGAGCCCCCCCGCGAGGACUGGGCAUUAAUCCCCCGUUGCGGGGCACGAAUCACCCUCAAACAGCCACUCCGGGGGAGGAUUCGUGCGAGGACGAUGAUGAUGAGGCGGACGAGGACGAUUGCUGUGAUGAAGACGACGACGAGCAUGGACCGAGUCGGCUUGAACACUCCCGACACGAGUAUAUCACCCGUCAUCCUCAUUCCGCCGAUCCUCAGCGUUAUUCACCGCGGGAGGUACACGAAUACUCUCUUGAUCGACCGUCCAAAUCACCGCCUUUGUCGGUCACGCAGCGCAUGCGUCGGCUCAGCCAGCAGAGUGCCGCGACCGACCCCAUCUCCUCUGCCGCCGGGACAGCGAGCUCCCGACGGACCAGCUACACGGCGGCCUCCUCGGUAUCGGUCCCUACACUCCCCCCCAGCACUCCGCACAUGGCGAUCGGCCUUGAACAACCAAUGCAUGAGAAGCGACCGAUACAUCGUCCCCGGCCGCGGAUGCACGAGGCUCAACCACGGCAGCAGAUGGUUCCCUCAUAUGAUGAGCUUUACGGCUAA